Messenger RNA from Fusarium verticillioides 7600, 1284 nucleotides. RefSeq lists its product as hypothetical. Gene Ontology annotation, molecular function: nucleic acid binding; zinc ion binding. The coding region runs from base 1 to 1284 and encodes 427 amino acids. Lineage: Eukaryota; Fungi; Ascomycota; Sordariomycetes; Hypocreales; Nectriaceae. The record is from RefSeq and is a predicted model, not a curated record. The transcript has a single exon.
AUGGCUCCUCCUCACCAUGAGGACAACCGCAAUCACCGCGCUGACCGAGAUCGAAGUCGCAGCCGCAGCCGCACCUCUCGGGCUCAAGCGGGUGUUUCACAGAAUGAGGAUGUGGCAGCCGCCCAGCGGGCAGUUGACCAAGCCAUGGAACGGCAGCGUCAAGCUCAGCGUGGAGUUGACGAAGCCAUGAAAUGGCAGCGAGAGGUUCAGCAUGAAGUUGAUGAAGCCUUGGAACGGCAACGACAAGUUCAACGUGAAGCUGUGGAGGCCUUGGAACGUCGUGCAAAUAGCCAACGUCGCAGCCACCGAAUACCCUCUGUUGCAAGCAACCGCAACACCUCUUUUCGCCAAGCCAGCAGACCGGCCGGAAUCACCAAGCCCCAACAGUCGUCUAGCGCGGGGCGAGACUUCACCAUGAAUCUUGGUUCUGAGGCAGAGAGGCGCGACUUCGUGAAUACUCACCACGGGCCUGGCGGUAUGGGUGGUGCCAACAAGCCUCUCGGUGGCGAGCAGAGGCCCUCUUACCGCUUUCCUCUAAAUCGCACUGGUACCAUGGAGGGAGUGGCCUAUGAUACGGGUGAGUUGAAAGCAGUUGGCGACCAUGUUCUGAAGGUCAACAAAGGCGCACAUCUGUCCUACCUCGUGGAGCCCAGAUGGAACGACGCCAAGAGGUUCAUGGAAAAUGAGGAGGUGCUCGUGAGGGCCACCUCUUCCAAUGGCCGAACCAAACUGUGCAAGGGUGCUACUCCUGGAGAGCCCAGCCGGUUCACUGAGACCUCUCGGCAACCAGACGUCAAGUGUGUCAACUGCAGGCUCAAGACACACACCCUGCGCCACUGUCUGGACGCAGAAAACGAGCCCAAUAUCUAUGGUUGCAUUUUGUGCAACAAGGAGAAACACAUGGUGGACGAAUGCCACCAGUUCCAGAGCAUGUCUCUGAGAGAACAGGUGGAGCUCCUGGUCUUUGAACGGGCCAAUAUGCCCUGCCUUGCGGUCAGCAAGCAGUUCCCCAAGUGGUAUGAUCUGCUUGAGCAGGCCAUCUCCUCCGGGGAUAUUGACGCCAACGGGCCAAUGAAGGGGUUCCCUUGGACUGGUCAAUUCUGCUUGGACCUGUGCCACGAGGAGGGUGGAGAAACGAUCAGGGCACUCCAGAAGAAGUUUGAUGAGUCCGGCUUCGACAUGUCCAUCCUGCCCGUGGAUCCCAACACGGAUUCGCUGCAACAGGUCAGGUUGUAUUACGCGGACCAGCGUGCGCCGGGCCCCUCGUCAUCCGGUGGCCAUUGA